This is a messenger RNA of Tarenaya hassleriana, 1376 nucleotides long. RefSeq names its product KH domain-containing protein At2g38610-like. NCBI's taxonomy places the organism in Eukaryota, Viridiplantae, Streptophyta, Magnoliopsida, Brassicales, Cleomaceae. Gene Ontology annotation, cellular component: nucleus. The record is from RefSeq and is a predicted model, not a curated record. Gene Ontology annotation, molecular function: mRNA binding. Gene Ontology annotation, biological process: regulation of mRNA splicing, via spliceosome.
AGAGGAAAAAAAAAAAAAAAGGGGAAAAAACAAAAGAAGAAAUAAAAAGUCUGGCGUCUUUGCUGCAGAAUUCACAUUUGGUGUCUGCCCUUUUUUCGUUUGGUUCUCCCUCGAUGCAGCUCUGCCUCUGUCUCUUCUUCUUUUUCUCCUGCAACUCCAUCGUCGACCCCUUUUCCUGCAAAGCUUCCUUCUUUUUGAAUAGGAGAGACCCAUGUCUGGUUUGUACAAUAACUCCAACUUUUCUCCUGCAAGAGCUGCUUCUCCCCAGAUUAGAGGCACUCCGGAUAUCGACAGUACCCAGUACUUGUCGGAGCUUCUCGCCGAGCAUCAAAAGCUCACUCCUUUUACGCAGGUUCUCCCGAUAUGCAGUCGACUGUUGAAUCAAGAGAUAUUUCGGGUUUCUGGAAUGAUGUCCAACCAAGGAUUUGGUGAUUUUGAUAGACUCCGACACAGAAGUCCCAGUCCCAUGGCUUCUUCUACUCUUAUGUCUAACGCCCCUAGUACUGGAUUAGGCGGCUGGAACGGCCUUUCUCAGGAGAGACUUAGCGGAACUCCUGGCAUGACGAUGGACUGGCAAGGUGCACCGGCAAGCCCUAGUUCGUACACUGUGAAAAGGAUAGUGCGUCUGGAGAUUCCAGUAGAUUCCUAUCCAAAUUUCAAUUUUGUGGGAAGGCUUCUUGGCCCUAGAGGCAACUCAUUAAAACGCGUAGAAGCUACCACAGGCUGCCGUGUGUACAUCAGAGGGAAAGGGUCAAUCAAGGAUCCAGAGAAGGAAGAGAAGCUACGGGGAAGACCGGGAUACGAGCACCUGAAUGAUCAGCUUCACAUCUUAAUAGAGGCAGAUCUCCCAGCAAAUAUAGUGGAAAUAAGGCUGCGGCAGGCUCAGGAAAUCAUUGAAGAGUUGCUGAAGCCAGUGGACGAGUCUCAAGAUUACAUAAAGAGGCAGCAGCUGAGGGAACUGGCAAUGCUGAACUCAAAUAUCAGAGAAGAGAGUCCAGGGCCAAGUGGCUGGGGCAGUCUUUCCCCUUUCAACUCAAGCAGUAAACACUCAAGAGGCAGAGUGGCAGUGCAUGUCAGUCAUAUGCAAUGGGGUGCACAUUGACCGUUCAUGGCUGCAUUUGUAAGCCAGCCUCCCACCAGCGCACGCCGGUGAGCCAACCAGUGGCUUUCUUCAUUUCAUUCCUUCUUGUUUGUUAUAAUUAUUUUUUAUUCUUUUGUCUUUAUGAGACAGCAACACACAAAAAAAUGCUCAUAGAUUACCCGGAGAGGUUCAAGAAGAAGUGUGGAAGAGAGAGAGAGAGGAAUGGUGGUGGGUGAUUGAAAUUUUUUAUUGUAAAAUAUAAAGAUAUGAGUUGAUUGGAUUGAUUCUUGUGGUG